Serendipita indica DSM 11827 is the source of this 354-nucleotide messenger RNA. The record is from the annotation of a GenBank genome assembly. NCBI's taxonomy places the organism in Eukaryota, Fungi, Basidiomycota, Agaricomycetes, Sebacinales, Serendipitaceae.
AUGACAAAGUCGCUCACCAAGCUCAUCUACAAGCCCGAUUCGCAAUCCACCGACGAAUACAUCAUGUUCGUCAAUGCAGACGAGUACAGGAAGUACUCGAGCGGAGAUUCAUCCGUACCAAUCGUCGAAGUCGUAGACUCCUACGACGUCUUCUUCUCCACACAGGGCAACCAGGGCAAGCUCGGAAAGGCGUCGAACCAGCAGCUCGAGUCCGUGUUCAACACCAAGAAUGAGGACAGAAUCGCAGAGUUUAUGCUCAAGAAUGGCGUUAUGCAGCACAGCGAGAGGAUUGGUGCACACGACACCGCGCAUCUGAACAUGGCCCGCGGCACUGGCAGUGUGGACACUCGAUGA